Messenger RNA from Trichomonas vaginalis G3, 738 nucleotides. RefSeq lists its product as uncharacterized. The record is from RefSeq and is a predicted model, not a curated record. The transcript has a single exon. NCBI's taxonomy places the organism in Eukaryota, Parabasalia, Trichomonadida, Trichomonadidae. The coding region runs from base 1 to 738 and encodes 245 amino acids.
AUGUUUGAGACUAAGAGAAUAGUCAACUUUAUUUACAAAGAAAUAAAAGAGCGUGAAGAAAUUGUUACCCAUAUCCAAUCGAUUGCUCUUUGGCACAAACCAAUUGUUUCGGCCAUUUCCCUUUUAAUUCUCGAAAUUAUCUUUGCUAUCUUCUACUUCAUCAAAGCCAGACAAAUCACAGUUAUUCUUUCAAUCAUUGCUACAUUUGCACUUCUCAACAUUGCUAGAAAUAAUUUCCCAGCAUUUUUCAAUAAAAUCUUCUCUUUCCAAAUUCCUCAACAAGAAGAAAAUGCAUCAAACAGAAUAAGAUCUCCAUCAGAACUUUCAGCGUACUUCACUACAUUGUUAUCAUUCUUCUUUGACGUUGUCGGCUUCAUCUUUCUUGAUCCAGAAGCAACAUCAAUUAUCCGCUUAUCAAUCAGUGGAUUUUUACUCCUCGUAUCUACAGUAUUCUGCUAUUUACUUGGCGAUUUCUGGAUAAUUUAUAUUGUUUUCCACAUUUUGUUUGUCAUUCCAGGAAUUUUACUUCAUCCAAAAGUUUACACAAUUCUUUUCAGCAAUGAAGAAGAACCAGAUGGAAAUUCAGCUCAAGUUCCACCAAAUCAGAUCUUCCCACCUUCUGGUGGCAUUAAGACACCACAGACAAUCGACAUGUCUGAGCAUGUUGAUACAAUAGAUACAACUCUGUCUGAAGCUCCUGAAAAAACAGAAGAUGAAGGUAAAAUUGAAAACCAAUAA